AUGGGGUCUAAGGAUCGAUUUUGGAAACAAUCUUUGGGGAAAUAUGACCGCAUCACUAAAAAUCUGAUCAACAGACGUUCUUUAGAAAAGUUGACACCAUCCCCGAAAGAUCAACAAGGGGACAUCGCGCAAAUCAUUAAUUCAAUACCAGAACUUUCUGGAAAAAUAGACAGUCUAUACUGCAAUGAUGUCGAGCCUGAUGUCAUGUGCGCGUCUGGAAUUAUAACAGUUGCUGCUCAUGGUGGCGCGACAGCAGUUCCAAGUGUAUCUGACCUGCCAUUAUAUAACAUGCGCCUGAAUGAUCUUGUAAUUCCACUCAAGGACUGGCUUAAUCCUGCGAGCAUCAAAAAUACCUUUGAUACUGCUGAUUCUCUUGAUAUUACACAAGAUCCACCAUCAAUAAAACUUAAUCAUAGCAUUCCCUCUUUUGAACUCUUGCUUAAAGCCCCUCAUCUCAUUCCAUUUACCAAAAAAUUCGAAUGGGACGUCGCCAAGACAUCAUUUGUUACUAAUCAAAUUGCCGAAUACGCACGAAAUGGCAAGUUGCCAAUAAAUAUUACCGUGUCACUCAGAUUUCUAAGAGCUUCUAUCGCUUUAUUGGCACCAACAUUCGACAGCGAUCCAAAUGCUACUUUCGAAACGAAAUAG
Molecule: messenger RNA, 648 nt
Organism: Ambispora leptoticha
Lineage: Eukaryota; Fungi; Glomeromycota; Glomeromycetes; Archaeosporales; Ambisporaceae
Source: the annotation of a GenBank genome assembly